GGUGGUAAGCCGGAUCGUCAACAAGCGAAAGAAUGGGAUGAAGAGCGCCAUAAGCGUAGAUCAACCUCGGUUCACUUUCACAAUCCAUCAUUUGGGAUUAUGACUAUUAACGGUGGAGCUGGAACUAUUGAAGGUGGAACUUUUGCUGGAUUGUCCAUAUCAAAGAAAAGAAACCAAGGAGAUGGCCAAAAAGAUCUAGAACAGGCAAGUCCCUACGUCAUGCUCAGUUAUAUGGCUAUGCAAAGACCCUUCUUAAUCAUUGAUUCUUUCUUCUUCAAGAAUUCUCGCAAGCGAAAUAAAUUAAUAAGCAACGAUCAGAUUAACGAAGAUCAAGGACAAUCAUCAUCAAAUGAUGACGAAUCUGAUCUUGUGGGCAGUGUUGAGAAAAAAUUCGUCCUGACACUCCUUACAGAUCAGGCAGACCUGGAAGACAUCUGUGUGUCCGAGUUGAUUUUGGUUUCUAAAGAAAUCUUUUCCUCUAGAUCUUACUAA
Molecule: messenger RNA, 492 nt
Organism: Funneliformis geosporum
Lineage: Eukaryota; Fungi; Glomeromycota; Glomeromycetes; Glomerales; Glomeraceae
Source: the annotation of a GenBank genome assembly